CCCCUCUUUUUCCUCCAUUAUAAAAUCAUUCUUCCUACAUUGGCAGGAGCAUAGCAGAGAAUUUUUCUAUGUACAGGACCAUUUGUAAUGGUUAACUUAACGAAACGGAAGCCAUUUUUACAGUAGUUUUUUUGAAUUCCACAUGCAAAUGUGUUGAUGAAGGUUUUGCACUGUUGAUUAAACCCCAUCUUCAAGCCUUUCAUUGAUUCUUUAUCGGUUUUAUUAAGGAGGGAGAAAUCUGAGCAAGACAAGACACAAAUGAAGAAUGAAGAGCAAGCCCGGUCUCUGUUUGGGAUUUCUCUCACUGACAGACCCAGAUGGCAACAGUUCCUCAUUUGCUCUUCUGGUUUUUUCUUUGGGUAUCUUGUCAAUGGCAUCUGUGAGGAAUAUGUAUACAACCGGCUCCAAUUUAGCUAUGGUUGGUACUUCACAUUUGUUCAAAUCUUUGUCUACAUUUUCCUGAUUUAUCUCCAAGGCUUUACCACCAAGCAAAUGGUGAACACAUGGAAUACUUAUUUCAAACUCUCUGCAGUUCUUAUGGGUUCCCAUGGACUCACAAAAGGGUCUUUAGCUUUUCUUAAUUACCCUGCACAGAUCAUGUUUAAAUCCACCAAGGUUCUGCCAGUGAUGGUGAUGGGGUCCUUUAUUCCAGGACUGAGGCGGAAAUAUCCAGCUCAUGAAUACUUAUCAGCACUACUUUUGGUUGUGGGGUUGAUCCUUUUCACCUUAGCAGAUGCACAAACUUCCCCUAAUUUCAGUAUCAUUGGUGUUGUGAUGAUAUCUGGUGCUUUAAUCAUGGACUCCUUUCUUGGUAAUUUACAAGAAGCUAUCUUUACCAUGAAUCCUGAAACUACACAGAUGGAGAUGUUGUUUUGUUCAAGUGUAGUGGGUUUGCCUUUCUUGAUCCCUCCCAUGAUUUUCACCGGAGAGUUAUUCAGGGCUUGGAAUUCUUGUUCUCAGCAUCCAUACGUAUAUGGGGUGCUAGUGUUCGAAGCCAUGGCGACGUUUAUUGGGCAAGUGUCUGUCCUUUCUCUGAUUGCCCUUUUUGGUGCAGCCACCACAGCCAUGGUGACGACGGCGAGGAAGGCAGUGACAUUAUUACUAUCAUAUAUGAUAUUCACGAAGCCAUUGACAGAACAGCAUGGGACUGGACUUCUAUUGAUAGGAAUGGGGAUCACAUUGAAGCUUUUGCCCGAUAACAAGCCUGCGAAGCCCAAUUUUCACAAACCUUCCUCUUCCUCUUCCUCUACUGAAGAUGUUGAAGCUCGUCAAGAAGAGAAUAGGCCAUUAGUCUAAAUUUUAUAUUACUGUUCCUGCUUGUAGUUAGAGAUUUUCUACUACUUAUGACUAGUUUCAUUUGCAUGGAUGAUACAUUUCUUAAUCAUGGAAUUUUAUAAAUUUCUUUUAAAAGC
Hevea brasiliensis (rubber tree) is the source of this 1412-nucleotide messenger RNA. Its product is annotated as UDP-galactose/UDP-glucose transporter 4. The transcript is spliced from 7 exons. The record is from RefSeq and is a predicted model, not a curated record. Bases 259 to 1296 code for a protein of 345 amino acids. Gene Ontology annotation, cellular component: Golgi membrane; endoplasmic reticulum membrane. Lineage: Eukaryota; Viridiplantae; Streptophyta; Magnoliopsida; Malpighiales; Euphorbiaceae. Gene Ontology annotation, biological process: transmembrane transport. Gene Ontology annotation, molecular function: transmembrane transporter activity.